CAACCUUUUUAACACUACAAAGAUUACAUGCAAAGAAAUUAGAACUUAGAAGCUUUGUAGUGUUGGUCGAUUUUACAAGUGGGCCUUGGUGAAAGAAGGCUGAAGGGAAAUGGGUUCAACAAACAAUCCUUUCUCAAAGUUUUUGGACACAAGUGGUAAAGACGCUAAAAGCAUCCGAGCCCUUAGUCACUGUGUUGCGAUUGGUGGAUGGGGAUGAGAAACCUGCAAUGGGCUACAUAUAUGAUGCGAUGGAGAGGGCGAAAAAUAAGAUCAUGAACCAUUUUAACUAUAGAGACCGUGAUUAUAAGCCAAUUUUAGAUAUUAUAGAUAGAAGAUGGGGCAUUUAAAUGUCAUCGCCAUUGUAUUCGGCUGCUUAAAUCCUUAACCUAGCCUGUUUAUUUGCUUCUGCUGAUCCAGCAGAAGCACUAACUAUGCAUAUGGUUGGAUUUAUUGAUGUAUUGGAAAGAAUGAUUUCAGAUAGAGGAGAACAGGACAAGAUCUCAACUUUGCUGGACUUUUACACAAAAAGUGAGGGGAUAUUCUCAAGGGAUAUUGUAAUAAGGCAUCGGACAAUGAAAAUACCCAGUAAGUACUACUAUGAAUGUUAGUCUUAGUGUUUUACAAAUAGUUUUUCUACAAAGUGUCUCUAACCUACUUAAACUAUUUUUCUUAGCUGACUGGUGGGCUGCCUAUGGAGUGGACCCGAAUAGGAAGGAUCCAGCUCUAAAGAAGCUAGCGAUGAGGAUUAUUGGACUCACGUGUUCUGCCAGUGGUUGUGAGCGCAAUUGGAGCAUGUUCGAGGCGAUUCAUACCAAGAAAAGGAAUCGCCUUGAGCAAAAAAAGCUCAAUGACUUGGUUUUCGUUCAAUACAAUAAAAAAUGGCGAGAACGAAUCCAAACUAGGAAAGAAAAGCCUGGUUUUUUUGACCCUAUCUGCUUAGAUGAGUUGGAUGCAGAUAACGAGUGGCUUGUAGAGACGGGGGACCCGACAUUUGCUGGAGAGAACCUGACAUGGGCACAAGUUGAAGAUGCCGCAUACGGAUCGACACCUGGUGAAGGUAGUACCACUCGAAGGCGAAGGAUGGGGGAGCCGGGGGCGAGUAGUAACCGUCAACCCGUUGAAGAGAUUGAAGAAGGAGAUGGUGAUAAUGAUGAUCAAGCUGAAGAUCAUCCACCAUUGGAUGUUGAUGAAGUAUUAGUAUCUACAGAUGAUGAAGAAACGGAAGAAGUGUAUGUGGAAGAAGGAGAUGACUCGAAUGAUGAUAUUGAUGAUGAUGAUGGUGGUGGUGGUGGACCUGGUGGUGAUAUGCCACAAUGGCAAUUAGAUCAAUGCAUAUGAUUAUUGUUUAGAUAUAUAAUAAAUAAAUAACUUCUUCAUUUUGUUUACUAAGUGUGUUGAUGUUGAUUGUUAAUGUAUAUGUAGUGUUGAAUGUUGAAUAUUAAUAUUUCUUAUUUGUUAAAUGUUAAGUUAACUAUAUUGUAGAAUGUAGAAUUGUUGAUGAAUGAUGACUUGAUAUUUAAUUCAUUAUGUAAAAUUGUAAAUGUAAUUGGU
Molecule: messenger RNA, 1551 nt
Organism: Magnolia sinica
Lineage: Eukaryota; Viridiplantae; Streptophyta; Magnoliopsida; Magnoliales; Magnoliaceae
Exons: 2
Coding region: 598-1338 (246 amino acids)
Molecular function (GO): protein dimerization activity
Source: RefSeq, a predicted model, not a curated record